Messenger RNA from Bombus impatiens (common eastern bumble bee), 2920 nucleotides. It is a transcript of the gene nAChRbeta1, whose product is annotated as acetylcholine receptor subunit beta-like 1. The coding region runs from base 362 to 1921 and encodes 519 amino acids. Gene Ontology annotation, cellular component: postsynaptic membrane; neuron projection; synapse. The transcript has 5 exons. Gene Ontology annotation, biological process: monoatomic ion transmembrane transport; chemical synaptic transmission; signal transduction. The record is from RefSeq and is a predicted model, not a curated record. NCBI's taxonomy places the organism in Eukaryota, Metazoa, Arthropoda, Insecta, Hymenoptera, Apidae. Gene Ontology annotation, molecular function: acetylcholine-gated monoatomic cation-selective channel activity; transmembrane signaling receptor activity.
AGCGUAUCCCUUGUGAACAACCCUGCCCAUCAACCCCUAAACUCUGAGCGUGUCACACCCCAGUCGCACGUUCCAAGUCCAAACAUCCACUUACUCCGGUGUGACGCCACUUUUUCGUCGAUGGUGUGGAGGAAAAAUCGAAUUGAAAGAGAAGAAACCUAGUUCGGUCGUGGAAACCAGCGGUGCGAAAGGGUUCUUGAUUAAUUUCGCAAGCAUGGAAGAGGGUAAGCGGCAGUGGAUCGGAAGGCAAGAGAGGAAAUGCACUUAUUGGCCAGCGUCUGCGUACACAUAUUGAUCUGUGGCGGUGGCUGUGGAGUGUCUACGGGUGUCUACGGGUGGGACAUCUGAAACUUGUCCAAAAAUGUAUUUUUGUUUGCGGCUCGCGCGUUUUCUCCUCAUCUCUGCUGUUUUCUGCGUUGGUCUCUGCUCCGAAGAUGAGGAGAGAUUGGUGCGAGAUCUGUUCAGAGGGUACAACAAACUCAUCAGACCCGUGCAAAACAUGACGGAGAAGGUGCACGUGAAUUUCGGCCUUGCUUUCGUGCAACUGAUCAACGUGAACGAGAAGAACCAAAUUAUGAAAUCGAACGUAUGGUUGAGAUUUAUUUGGACGGAUUAUCAAUUACAAUGGGACGAAGCAGACUACGGUGGAAUUGGAGUUCUCAGGUUACCACCUGACAAAGUAUGGAAACCGGAUAUUGUACUGUUUAAUAACGCUGAUGGCAAUUACGAGGUGCGCUACAAAAGCAACGUUCUGAUCUAUCCAAAUGGUGACGUUCUCUGGGUUCCACCAGCGAUCUACCAGAGUUCCUGCACUAUCGAUGUAACUUAUUUUCCUUUCGAUCAGCAAACAUGCAUCAUGAAAUUUGGAUCGUGGACUUUCAACGGCGACCAAGUCUCUCUAGCCUUGUACAACAAUAAAAAUUUCGUCGACUUGUCCGACUACUGGAAGAGCGGUACCUGGGAUAUCAUCAACGUUCCAGCUUACCUAAACACUUACAAGGGCGAUUUUCCAACGGAGACAGACAUCACUUUCUAUAUCAUCAUCAGACGCAAAACUUUAUUUUACACGGUGAACUUGAUUCUUCCAACGGUUCUUAUCUCUUUUCUCUGCGUGCUGGUAUUCUACCUUCCAGCAGAGGCUGGCGAGAAAGUGACGCUAGGGAUCAGUAUUUUACUCUCAUUGGUCGUUUUUCUAUUAUUAGUCAGCAAGAUUCUGCCUCCGACGUCUCUGGUGCUUCCACUGAUCGCUAAGUAUCUUUUGUUUACCUUUAUCAUGAACACGGUCAGUAUUCUCGUCACCGUGAUCAUCAUCAACUGGAACUUCCGUGGACCACGAACGCACAGAAUGCCACAGCUAAUCAGAAAAAUAUUCUUAAAGUAUUUGCCAACGGUAUUAAUGAUGAGGAGACCGAAGAAAACUCGUCUAAGGUGGAUGAUGGAGAUUCCGAACGUGACGUUACCAACUUCUACCUAUUCAGGAAGCCCGACAGAGUUGCCGAAACAUUUGCCAGCCUCGUUGACCAAAUCGAAGAUGGAAGUGAUGGAACUAUCCGAUCUUCAUCAUCCGAACUGUAAGAUCAAUAGGAAGGUUCACCAUACGACUAGCAGUUCUAGUGCCGCUGGUGGUGAGGGUUUGGCAGAUAGAAGAGGAUCCGAAAGUUCAGACUCUGUGUUGCUCAGUCCGGAAGCCAGCAAGGCAACGGAGGCUGUCGAAUUUAUCGCUGAACAUUUAAGGAACGAAGAUUUAUACAUACAGACGCGAGAAGAUUGGAAGUACGUGGCGAUGGUAAUCGAUCGACUGCAGCUUUACAUUUUCUUCAUUGUGACGACUGCGGGUACCAUUGGGAUCUUGAUGGACGCCCCUCACAUUUUUGAGUACGUGGAUCAGGAUCGUAUCAUAGAGAUCUAUCGUGGAAAGUAAUUUCACGAAAUCUAGUCGAUUAAAGAAGGAAUGGCGUGUCAUUAUCGCAAUAAUUUUCAUUUUACUUCCUUCUUUCGUCAUGUUCGAUUCUCUCUUUUGUAUACUUUACGAGUAUCGUAGAUCGAAUCGAGAUCGAAACGGAAAAGAUUAAUCUCGAAGCGUGGGCGAAGAAUAGAUAUAGGAAAUUUUAAAAACGUUGCUUGGAUCGUUUUCACGUAGCAACAUAAAAGUUGCUGAUAAAGUUAUUUCCUCGUUUGCCAAAGUAUAAUAUCGUUGAUUUCUAUUUAUUUUAUAGAAGAACAAAGGUACUUCAUGAAAAGAUCACGAAUCGAUGUUAAUAUUAUGAAAGUGGAAGCAGGAACGACGCUCUCAUGGAUCUUUUAUAACGAUCAAUCCUUUCUUCAUUUUAUACCGAGGAACGAUUAUCGAGGUUUCAAAUAUUACACUCGUGAAACUAUCAAGGAACGAAGCUCAACUGCACUCGUCAUACAACUAUAUACAUAUAUUUCAUUCAUAAUACAUCAUAUACCAGAUUUUGUUUCAAUUUGUUUACUCCACGCGUUGAAUUCUGAUUUUCUUCAAGUCUUAUAUUAUUCGUCACUUGAAAUUUAUAUUUUGUACGACACACGUUAGUUCGAAACAUUUCGUUCAUUCCUCAUAUUAAUCAUUAUUGCAUCCACAAUUAUAAUUGUCUUCCUUGAAAAUCUUGGUCAUGAGUAUGCUGAAACGAGUGCGGAAUAAAUGUAAAUUGCGAAUCUAAUAUUAAAAUUAAUAUCCCAUUGACCGUGCAUCCUAGAUGAGUAAUUGGUUAGUCGGGAUUAAGAAUAAGCAUAGAGCGUAGAUAUCAAAUAAUUUUGAUAUUAAUCGUGCAAAUUACCGUUGCCAUUAUUAUAAUCUAACAGGACUCGUGUUUGAUGAUUCAUCGCGACGCAGAACAUCGAAGGGCCGUGACAACGUUUAUCAAUCGACAGAUACAUUUGAUUUUUCUACUUUAUAUUU